Molecule: messenger RNA, 3222 nt
Organism: Cuscuta campestris
Lineage: Eukaryota; Viridiplantae; Streptophyta; Magnoliopsida; Solanales; Convolvulaceae
Source: the annotation of a GenBank genome assembly
CCGUCCAUUCAAUCAACCCGUAGGAAAAGAAAUCUCUAAAUCUCGCAACGUCCGACCGUCUCCCUCGGCGAAUCUCAAAGCAGAUUUCUGCCUUUCUCGUUGUUCUUGACGAGCCAUACGGCGGAACGCCAUCUCCGACGUGCGACGGCCUCUACGCCGAAGUUUUGUCUGAGGGUCUAACUUAGAGCUUUAGCUUCUGGGUUUGAACAAACCAAUGUCGUCUCCGUUUCCUAUUUUGGACAAUAAACCAAUUGAUCAGUGGAAAGUCACUGAGCUAAAGGAAGAGCUUAAGAGGCGCAAGUUAAUAACAAAAGGGUUGAAGGAGGAAUUGGUGAAGCGGUUGGAUGAAGCAAUUCGCAGUGAACAAGAAAGCACACAAGGAAAUACUGGUGAUGGUUUUGAGUCUGCACAUGAUAUUUCAGUUGGACCUGGUCAAGAAAGGACUGAUUUAUCUGAUGCUAACAAGGAGGACACUUCCAUUGCUUAUGAUUCUAUAGGUAAACUUGAAAGUGGAGCGUGUCAUGAUGAAGUUAAUCGGGCGGAUUCAUUUGACGUUUACAAGGAGAAUGAUACUUCCAUCCAUUGUGAUUCCAUAGGAGAUAAUAGGGAAAGUGAAGUGCGUAAAGUUAAUGACAAGGAUAAGGAUGCUUCCAUCACUUGUGAUGUUGAUUCCAGUGUUGAAUCUGACAAGGAUAAGGAUGCUUCCAUCACUUGUGUUCUAGCAGAUGAUAAACAGGAAAAUGAACUGUGUGAAGUUGCUGUUGAUGGAAAUCGAACAUCAUCUAUCCCUGCACGCGAGGAGGAUGUCUCUAUCUCUUGUGAUCUGAUAGAUGGUAAAAUAGAAAUUGAAGACUGUAAAGUUGAUGUGACUGGCAGCAGAAAGUCAUUUCAUGAGGAGUGUGGUUCUACAGCUGAUUAUGGACAAGAAAAGACCCAGUUAUCUGAUGCUAAUAAGGAGGGGGCUUCAGUAUGCGAUAAAAUGGAAAGUGAAGGGUGUGAGGUUGGUGUUACUGAGUCAAUGGUUGUAUCUGGACAUGAAAGGAGUCAAUUAAUGGAUGCGAAUAAGCUAAAGGAUGCUUCUGUUGCUUGUGAUUCCAUAAAUGAAAAAGUAGAAAGUGAAACGUGUGACAUUAAUUCUAGUAACAACAUGAUUCGAUCUGAUGCUGGUAAAGUUGUUGAAGGAGAAACAUUUCAUUCGAUUGGUGUUGUAGGACCGCUUAAUAGUUUGGAAACCAAUGUUGUGGUUGGUGAGGCUGUUGAUCCUGUAAUGGCUUUGGAUGGCCUUGAUUUGGAAAAUCAGGGAACCCAAAGUGAACAGAAUUCAAAAGCGGAACUCGAAAUUCCAAGUUCAAGGUCUCCCGAUGUGGAUGCUAAAAUUGAAGUAUCUGAGGUAUGCCCUGUUUCGGAGUCUUAUGUAAACACUGAUUCUGCUAGUAUUGAUAUCACAAUUAGUGGAAAGGUAGAAACAAUGAAUAAUGUAUUUAGUGAUGUCAAACUAGAAGUGGAUGCUAAACCUGUGGUCGUGCAUCUACCAUCUAGCAGUAUUAUUCCUGACAGUGAAUCCUGUCCCAUGGAUGUUGAAGAGGCACAAGACAACAAUUUAUCUGUCGUGCAAGGUGGUGCUGAUAAGAUAAAAUAUCUUAAAGAUUCAGGACAUUCUGUAAUGUUGCAUUUAGGGCAAAAGGUUGGUGAUGAUCCCAUUGAAGAAAAUAUGUCUGAGAACAAACAUGUUGAUGCUAAGUUGGGCACUGAGAAAAAAGUAGACAGUGCAGAAACGACAAGUGGAAAGAUGUUAAGUCCUGAUGUUGUGAAGAAUCAUAUAGAUGCACAUGGGAAGGUUGCCCCUAUUGAAACCAGAAGUGAAGAAGCUGUGCAAUCUGCAAAAAGGAAAACCCAUGCAGGUGAUGAAGCAGUGGCGAGCAAAGUCUCUGUGAAGAGGCAACGUAGGUGGAAUUCAGAAAGUAUUGAAAGCACACAAAAUCAAAGUGGAACUAGCGUUGCAUCUACCACACCCAAAAGUGCAACUCAAGCUACUUUCAAACGCAGUUUGUCUAUGCCUAAUUCGGUGGCUAGUGAAGAGCCAUCAAAGGAACGUGUGGUUCCACCAUCACCAAAGCCUGCUACAAAUUCUCUCAGAAUUGAUCGUUUUGUGCGUCCUUUUACAUUGAAAGCUGUUCAAGACCUACUUGGGAAAACUGGUACAGCAACAAGUUUCUGGAUGGACAACAUAAAAACCCACUGUUAUGUGUCGUAUUCAUCUGUCGAAGAAGCAAAUGAUACUAGAAAUGCUUUGUACAAUCUGCAAUGGCCUACAAACGGAGGACGCUUACUGGUAGCUGAGUUUGUUGACCCAGUGGAAGUCAAAAUGCACGUGGAGGGCCCACCUAAACUUCCACCCCCACCACCAUUAAGUAUGGGAGGGCCUUCCUUGACUGUUGUUGCUCUUCCUCCUCCUCCACCAAUCACACAACAACAACCUUCAUUGAGGCAACAGAUUCAGAAAAAACAGCUUCAGCCCCUACCUCCUCCUCCACCUCUUCCUCUUCCUCCAUCUCUUCCACUUCCACCACCACCACCACCAUUGUUUAAUCCACCCUCAGUUAAAGAGCGAUACCCUUUGCCACCACUCCCGCCGCCGCCUCCACUUACUGAGAAAGUUGACCCUCCAACUGUAACAUUGGAUGAUCUCUUCAGGAAGACAAAAGCAACGCCUCGUAUUUACUACCUACCUUUGACGGACGAACAAGUUGAAGCGAAGCUCAAAGUGGCAAAAGGGAAGGGGGAUACUAAGCAGUAGGGAUUAGGCUCUUUACUCAUUGCCAAAAAAAGCUCAUCCUCUUCUAUUUCUAAAUGGAUUGGUCUCAUUACUACACGCGUAAGAUAAAAUGGUAAGACAUUGUCAUAUUAUUGAAUCUUUGCAGGUGUGUGCAGGUCUUGCGUAUAGGCUCUUCCAGUUAUGGUGCAGGCGACGCUGGUUUGAAGAUGGGUUUGUUGGGUUUUCGAAGGCCGUUUUGGUUUCAGAUUGAAUUAUAUCUUGUGCAACUUGCUUCUUCUCUGCCUAAGCAGAUUUCUUUGUUUGAAUUUGUACUGCUAGAAUCUGAUUUCUUGAUGAGCUCUAUUUCCAACAAUCUGAAACUUGCGUGUACUUCAGGAUGUAGACUUGUGACAGUGAACUUAAAUUCUUGUUUGCCAUUUUAUCUUAGUAACCAAGCUGCUAUGGAU